CCCGCCCCUUCCCGCCUCCCAGGGCCAUCAGCCAUCGCCGAGAUGUUCCCGGGGGCCGCCACCCCCACAGAGGGGGGGAAGGAGGACAGGGGGGAUGAAGAGUCCAGGAAACAGACGCCCAGUCCGUCGCCUCUCUCUGCCCACCAAACCUAUGCCUUCCAGACCGCCAUCCGGAGAGGCCGCUUCAGCGUGGUGAGGCAGUGCCGGGAGAGGGCCAGCGGCCAGGCCCUGGCAGCCAAGAUCAUCCCCUACCGGCCGGAGGACAGGCUGGCCGCCGUCCGAGAGUACGAGGUCCUGAAGGGCGUCCGCCACGCCAACAUCGCGCGGCUGCACGGGGCCUACAUCAGCCCGCGCCACCUGGUUCUCGUCCUGGAGCUGUGUGCCGGUCCGGAGCUGCUCCACUGCUUGGCCCAGAGGGCGACGUACUCGGAGGAGGAGGUGAAGGACUACCUGUGGCAGAUCCUCAGCGCCGUGGACUUCCUCCACGCCCACGGCAUCCUGCAUCUCGACCUGCGGUCCGAGAACAUGAUGGUCACCGAGUACAACCUGCUGAAGAUCCUGGACUUCGGCAACGCCCAGUUCCUCACGGAAGGCGGGGUCACGCCCACCGAGAAGUUCAAGGACUACGUAGAGACCAUGGCUCCCGAACUCCUGGAGGGCCAAGGGGCGAUCCCGCAGACCGACGUCUGGGCCGUGGGAGUGACGGCUUUCAUCAUGCUGAGCGCCGCCUACCCCGUUGGCGACGAGCUGCUGUGCGACCUGCAGAAGGGCCUGAGGAGAAGGAAGAUCCGGCUGAGCCGCUGCUACGCCGGCCUGUCCGGGGGGGCCGUGGCCUUCCUGCAGAGCACCCUCUCCGCCAACCCCUGGGGCAGGCCCUGCGUGCCCAGCUGUCUCCGCUGCCCGUGGCUGGCCGAGGAGGGCGCGGAGCCCGGCCGGCGGCCACCGGUGGCUUUCCCGACGAGACGGCUCCGGGCCUUCGUCAGGGAGCGGGAGAAGAAGCGGGCUCUGCUCUACAAGAAGCACAACCUGGCCGUCGUCCACUGAGGGCCGGACCGGAGGCAGAUUUCAGAGAGCGGCCGGGACCGGGGCGGGCCGGCUGGUUUGUAAAUGUGUGUCGGGGGAGAUUCCGGCCUGCUGCCCUCGAGGGCCACCACCCCUCCUCACCCCCGCCCCCUGCCAGUAAAGAAUCCCAGUUUCCAUCCGUCGGCGGCCACGGUGGGCGUUCCAGAGACCGGGGGGUUUCCGUUAUCGGCCCACAAGGGGAAGUGAGGGCUCGACCUCCUCGGGCGAUGCCCCCCCCUCCCCCACCACCGCCGAGGGCCGCCGGGAGCCGUGGCAGGCGUUGGGUCUCGGGCCCAACACGUGCGGUCUUUCUCCCUCGCACACACUUUGAACGGCCCUGAACCUCCUGACCUGGAGUUAUUCGGUUUCGUAAAAUAAACAGGCCUGUAUCGGAGUGAA
Molecule: messenger RNA, 1461 nt
Organism: Ornithorhynchus anatinus (platypus)
Lineage: Eukaryota; Metazoa; Chordata; Mammalia; Monotremata; Ornithorhynchidae
Product: obscurin-like
Exons: 6
Coding region: 43-1044 (333 amino acids)
Biological process (GO): protein phosphorylation
Molecular function (GO): ATP binding; protein kinase activity
Source: RefSeq, a predicted model, not a curated record